Messenger RNA from Leptinotarsa decemlineata (Colorado potato beetle), 880 nucleotides. RefSeq lists its product as uncharacterized. The record is from RefSeq and is a predicted model, not a curated record. NCBI's taxonomy places the organism in Eukaryota, Metazoa, Arthropoda, Insecta, Coleoptera, Chrysomelidae.
UUUGCUUAACUAAUACAGUGUCAUUCUCAAAUUAUUCUUGGCACAGCCCACUCGCGGUAUUCGUCCAUUAAUUGUAGGUGAUUAAAAUAGUGUCAAUUAUUUUUCUUCUUCGUUUUGGUAUUCAUGCUCGAUGUAGGCCAUAGAGAUGUUAGUGAAAGUGAUGGACAGCGUUAUACUUCAGUUCGUUUGGAUCUGUUAUAUCAUCUAUAAUGUAUUUUGGUCUUUGGCAAAAUCAGGCAGAAAACUGGACUCUCCAAACCAACUACAACUCACUACAAAAAACCACAUUGAUAGGAGGCACUUCAUUCACUUGUACACUUGUAAAUCAAACACCGGGGAACAAACAUGCUGCAUGGACGUUUACCAACUUCUCAAUCCCUUGGAUGAAGAGAAACUUCGUAUAGUCUUUUCCAAGGGUGCUCCUACCAAAACCUACCUGAGGCACAAUCAGGGGCACAACCAGUACUUUCCGACACAUGGAGGAGGCAUUCGACCGUGACUCUGUAACCAAGCAAUGGAAAACUAGCCAAAAACAUCGGUCAUCACUACUUGAAAUGGAAAAUUCAACGUUUAGAGAAGGAUAUUCCCGAAAAUACGUAAAAUUCUGGGCCCUCUUAAGGGCCAUAUUGUAAUAUAAAUAUGACUUUGUCGAGAGAUAAGAGAUAAAAAACGAAAAUUUUCAUUCAAAAUACUUUGUUAUUUCUUCACUAGUAAAUGAACAUAGUUUUUGUACCAUAUUGAACGAAAGUCAUUUUUAUGGACCUUCUUUUCAGAUGUGGAAGGUGAAAAUUCCCAAAGAAAGUCGAUAAAAAUGUUUGAACUGUAUCAUUGAUUUCUCAUAAGAGACGUAGAUGAAUAGUUGAAUAAAUCUUUUGAUUUC